CCAGGGCUUCUCCUGCUGCCCCUGUCACAGGUUUCCUGCAGCGGCUGCCAUGGGCUCUGUGCUUUCCUUCCCUGCUGCCAACACCACCUCGAGGCAGAGGAGGAAGGCUGAGGAGGAGGAGGAGGACUUGCUCGAUAGCCGGGACCGCAAGGAGGACAUUGCCAAGUUCCCCUAUGUGGAGUUCACGGGUCAGGACAGCAUCACCUGCCCCACGUGCCAGGGCACCGGCUGCAUCCCCACACAGCAGGUAAAUGAGCUGGUGGCUCUGAUACCCUACAGCGACCAGCGGCUCCGUCCCCAAAGAAGUAAGAAGCUCUAUGUCCUGCUGUCCGUGCUGCUCUGCCUCCUCAUCUCGGGGCUGGUGGUUUUCUUCUUCUUCCCACACUCCAUCCUGGUGGAUGACGACGGGAUCAAAGUGGUUCAGGUCUGGUUCGACAAGAAGAACUCCGUCGUCAUUCUCGCCAUCACGGCCACCUUACGCAUCAGGAACUCCAACUUCUACUCGGUGACAGUGACCAGCCUCACUACUCAGGUGCAGUACAUGAACACCGUGGUGGGGACCCAGCAGGUCAGCAACGUCUCCAGCAUCCAGCCGCUGAGUGACAAACUGGUGAAUUUCACUGUGAAGGCAGAGCUGGGUGGUUCCUUCUCCUAUGUGUAUUUCUCUUGCACGUUUCCCAAGGCCAAGGUGCACAACAUCUUGAUCUUCAUGAGGACGUGGGUGAAGCUCUCGUACAUCGGGCACGUGUCGCAGAGCACUCUGGAGCGGUACCGCUACGUCGACUGCAGCACCAACUUCACCGCCAGCCAGGACCUGCUCCUGCUGCCCCCCUCCGCCUGAGGCCCGGCGGAUGCAGCCUGGGGUGGAUGCUGGUGCACAUGGAUUUCUAGAAGGGACCAGGAGCUUCCCAAUGGAAGCAGAGGGAUCACGAUCACACGUGACUUUGGU
Molecule: messenger RNA, 949 nt
Organism: Pezoporus flaviventris
Lineage: Eukaryota; Metazoa; Chordata; Aves; Psittaciformes; Psittacidae
Gene: TMEM106C
Product: transmembrane protein 106C
Exons: 7
Coding region: 50-841 (263 amino acids)
Source: RefSeq, a predicted model, not a curated record